Thamnophis elegans (Western terrestrial garter snake) is the source of this 1485-nucleotide messenger RNA. It is a transcript of the gene TMX4, whose product is annotated as thioredoxin related transmembrane protein 4. Lineage: Eukaryota; Metazoa; Chordata; Lepidosauria; Squamata; Natricidae. The record is from RefSeq and is a predicted model, not a curated record.
UCGGCUUGGCGGCGGCGGUUUAAUUUCCUAGUUGCUCAAGAUGGCGGCGGCCGUCUUUCCAAGGCGCUGCUGCAGCCUGGAGAAAAGAGAUAACUCCGCUGCUGGUGAUGCUCUGGGGAGCUGCCGGCCUGGCGUCCCUCCUUACGGUUGCGGCUUCCCUGGAUCCGGAGCCGGAGGCGGUGGGGAGCCACGUGGUGGAGCUGAGCGGGUCCAACUGGAGCCUCCUGCUGCAGGGCCAGUGGAUGGUGGAAUUCUAUGCUCCUUGGUGUCCUGUCUGUCAGCAAAUGGAAUUGGCAUGGGAAGCUUUUGCAAGAAAUAGUAAGGAACUCGAACUCAGUGUGGGCAAGGUUGAUGUCACUCAAGAACCAGGUGUAAGUGGCCGUUUCUUAGUCACUACUCUUCCCACUAUUUACCAUGCAAAGGAUGGAGUUUUUCGCAGAUAUCGUGGCUCGAAGACCUUGGAGGAUCUAGAGAGUUAUAUCCUGGAGAGGAAAUGGGAAAGUAUAGAACCUGUGGCAGGAUGGAAGUCUCCCUCAUCUCUAAUGGAUGUGGGAAUGGCAGGACUUUUCCAUUUAUCUGGAUGGAUCAGACAAAUCCACAACUAUUUUACUGGCACUCUUGGGAUUCAUACUUGGGUUUCCUACGCCAUCUUCAUAUUAGCCACCCUUCUGAUAGGUCUUAUCUUGGCUUUGAUAUUUGUUUUGCUUAUAGACUGCAUGUGCCCUGCUAAGUUCAAAGAAGAAAGUUUUGAUUCCGUAGAUCCUGAUGAGAAGAAGAUAGAAGAAGAUCAACAGCAAACAUUGGAACUUUCAGCAGGGGAUGAAAUUCCAGAAAAGGGUUUGGUCUAUGGAGAAAAUGAAGAAGAGGGAGAAGAUGAGUCUCAGCCCAAUUCCUCAGAUGAUUCAGCAGUUGAAGGAUGUGAGGGAGAAAAUGAUUUAGAGCCUUUUGAAUCUGACAAGUUAGAGGAGACCUCCUUAAGACAACAAAAUCAGAUGGAGCCUGAACUAUAGUGAAAGUACUUGAGUGUAUACUUUUAAGUGGACCAAAGAUGAUUGGGACCUUCGUUUUGCAGCUGAAGCCAAAUAUUUGACUUAUACGACAUUGCAGCUAAAUAUAGGCUGACUGCCAGAAAGCUUCUGUUUUUAUUUUUAAGGUCAAUAUUUUGAAUGUAAAAUACGACUAACGUUGAAAUCAGAGACAUGACAAUCAAACAACCACAUUGAGUUCAGGGAUAGGUAAGAGGUUUUGUUGCAUCAUCCAUACAGUGGUGGGUUCCAGAUCCCAUUCCAACCGAUACGGUUGGAACGGGUCUGGGUUGCCCACAUGGACAUGUGCAUGGCGCGCACAUGCGUCGUAGCUGCCAGGAACGUUUCCACAAGCCUCCACAACACUCCAGUUGCUCGGCGGAGGGUCACACAGGCGCUGUAUGUGCCAUGUGCAUGUGUGGAAGCGCCAAACGCUUUAAAGGACAGGUAAGGAGCUCGG